Messenger RNA from Linnemannia hyalina, 312 nucleotides. NCBI's taxonomy places the organism in Eukaryota, Fungi, Mortierellomycota, Mortierellomycetes, Mortierellales, Mortierellaceae. The record is from the annotation of a GenBank genome assembly.
AUGCCGGCGUACCCCACACCCUCAUCUCCAAUCAUCAACCUGCAAUCGCUAUCCGUGAUGUCCAAGACCGCUUACAACUACCGCCGCCGAUCCGAGGAUGCCGUCGUCGUUGAGGAAGUCCACGCAUUACCCGAUCUCGAAGACGACGUCCCUACCAACGAGAACGGCGAGAACGACAACCCAGACGAUGACGAGGAUGAUAUCGCCAACGAACCCAUGGAGGACCAAAGUGUACCGAACCUCAUUGUCGUUCAGAGCCCCUCCCCUGGAUCUCCUGCCAGUAUCUCAUACGACAUCCAUCCCGCUGUAUGA